This is a messenger RNA of Scylla paramamosain (green mud crab), 867 nucleotides long. Its product is annotated as U-scoloptoxin(01)-Er1a-like. The transcript has 2 exons. The coding region runs from base 90 to 467 and encodes 125 amino acids. NCBI's taxonomy places the organism in Eukaryota, Metazoa, Arthropoda, Malacostraca, Decapoda, Portunidae. Gene Ontology annotation, cellular component: extracellular region. The record is from RefSeq and is a predicted model, not a curated record. Gene Ontology annotation, molecular function: chitin binding.
UCAAAGGGAAGGGGCGGUGAUGCAUCUAUAUAAAGGGAGAGAAUGACCACACUACCAACACUUCCUCGCCAGAAGCCACAACGAACACAAUGAAGGUCCUCGCCGUGGUUUUGUGCCUCGCCGCCGCCGCCUCGGCCCGCAUGGCCUACCGCUUCCCAGACGGGUACCUGGACAUCCUUGGCGCCGAGCCCGUGCAAAACUUCGACUGCACAGGACGCUCCUACGGCUACUACGCUGACGUGGCCACGGACUGCCGCAUCUUCCACGUGUGCCUGCCCAUCACUGACGAGGAGGGUGCGGUGGCGGAGACUGCCCACUUCUCCUUCGUGUGCGGUAACCAGACAGUGUUCAGCCAGGAGUCCCUCACGUGUGUCCUGGCUGACGAGGCAGUGGCCUGCGCCGAGGCUGAGAGUCUCUUCGAGGUGUCCAAUGCUCAGUUCGGCAUCGUGGACGACGUGGAGGUGUAAGCAUGAUGACACACGCUCGUACAGUCGCGGCCACAAAUGCGUGGAUGAUAAACAAGCUGGACUUCCUCUGUAGCUCGUGCUCUCUCUUUCUCUUAUGUCUGGUCUGCUGACGGUUUAGUAAAGCCUGAUAACUUAUUGACUGUUAGCACAUUAGGGGAUCCAGGACUUAAGGAGAACCUGAUAAUAGUUAACUGUCAGUCGAUCAAAGAACUUAAUAGUGAGGGAGACGCGGGACACAGUGAAGCUUAAAUCGAUUCUGUUAAUGUUAAUGGUAAUCGACUUUUGUCCGUCACUGUACUGUUGCUCGACCGCUCCUCACUCGCUCACAGACAGACGCCGAACCCAACACCCAACGCUUCUUUAUAUAUUAUUUUUGAUCAUAAUAAACCUUUCAUAGCAA